AUGCAUCGCCCCGUCGGAACAACUGUCAAUGUGUCGGCCUCCAUCCGCGCAAAACUCGAAGAUGCUGACCGCGCGGCCAAAACCAACCAGGCAGUUUUGACUGGCAUUUCAGCCGCCCUUGAUAAUUUUCCUGCCUCCCUUACCAAGUCAGAGGAUGUGGCGCUGGCAACCAAUUUUUUUGAGGACAUAAUGAACCUCCUGCGAUAUGGCCCCUCGGAAGGCGCCAUGCCGAUGCGGAGCAUACGCCCCACAGCUACUGCCGCUGCAGCUAAACCCGCCACUUCUUGGGUGGAUAUUGAUGCCUCAGGCACAAAAAAGACCACCUUUAACCUCAAGGGAAGUUGA
Molecule: messenger RNA, 345 nt
Organism: Penicillium taxi
Lineage: Eukaryota; Fungi; Ascomycota; Eurotiomycetes; Eurotiales; Aspergillaceae
Exons: 1
Coding region: 1-345 (114 amino acids)
Source: RefSeq, a predicted model, not a curated record